UCUGCAUUGAGAUGUCAUAUUCCGGGAAAACAUUGUCGUCCGUGUCCAGGAGAGUGGCAGACGUCCGGUUUCGGAACAAGUCGACGAAGAUCGAAGGAUCUGAUGCUAGACGUCGAGCGAACGUGUGGAAGAAAAUUUUGGAUGAUGUUUGUGAUCAGUGUUCGCUGCAUGGUCUCAACCACAUCGUCGGGAAGGACCGGAGCACCGGAGAAAAAGCGUUCUGGUCGGUAACAGUAAUAUGCGCCGUACUGUUUGCCACUUAUGCGAUCGUCGAAUCUUGGAAGUCGUACAACAAAAGCACUAUCGACACAGUAGUUGAGACGACUUUUUUAAGCUACGCCGACAUAGCAUUUCCGAUGGUGGUGGUAUGUGACAGUUCAAGGGUUGACUGGCAACGGGUGAUGGGGUUAACUGCACGAGACUUGCCGGAUAUCGAUCCAGGUUUAUUGCCCACCGUCAGGAAAUUGUUGAAAACGUUCUCCGUGUUAUCUUAUGGAGAAUUUGACAAGCUCGACGAGUUGAAGAACUUAACGGAACUAUCCAAGCUCACCCAUCUAAACAUCACCGAACUUCUAGUGAAGGUGAUGAGGCCAUGUGACGAAGUGUUUUCCCACAGUGGCUGCUGGUGGAACUUCAAACAGGUAAACUGCUGUGAAAUAUUCGAGUUGCAGCGAACCGAAUUCGGUUUAUGCCAUUCGUUCAAUUCCGAUUUUUCUGAAUACAGUAGAGCGAGACUUGGCUCGGAAUCUGGUCUUAUUGGUUCGUUUUGGAGAACAGAGUCCGGAGAGCUCCGACCAAGGAGAACGGGUGACAAUGGUCAGUGGUCUGGUGUCAGAAUGUACGUAUCUACGAUGGCCCCGAUACAAAUCGCUCCUGGAGUAAAUGCCAAACCAUCCACAAGGAUAAUGAUCGGCGAACCCAGAGGCGCUCCGCUUGGAUCGGAUAUGGUCGUGACUGCUGGCAGUAUUGGCAUUGUUCACGUGUGGGGAGAUAGGAUAUACAACACAAACAGGACCAGGAGUCUGAACCCGAAAGAGCGAAGGUGUCUUUUCGCCGAUGAAAGUUCCACCGGAAUGGGCACGAAAUACUACCUGCGGAGGAAUUGCAAGACGGCGUGUUACUUGAAUCACUUGGUAAAACACUGUGGCUGUUAUUUAGAGUUCAUGUUCGGCCUCAUGCACCAAAACGAUUCGUUGCGGCCGUGCAACGUCGAAGAUUUGUUGUGCCUGUCCGAGAAAAAUAAAUUCUUCAAAAGUCUUAUACCGUCCGAAAAUAAUGCGUUCAUGACAAACGAUAUGCCAGGGCUGAAAUGCAAUUGCAUGCCGGAUUGCGUCCACCAAAUGUACAUUUCCGAAUUGACCAUCGCCGAACCAUCUAUAUCGACGGUGCUGAAUUCCUCGUCGUCCAUACUGAUCGACGCACACUUCAUACAGAGCACGUGCAUACUUUACAGAUCGGACUUGGUCCUAGGAUGGCUCGACUUGUUGGUAUCGUUUGGAGGUUGCGCCGGACUGUUUCUGGGCGGAUCGUUGUUGAGUUUCAUCGAACUCAUUUAUUUUUUGACAUGGAAGGCCUAUCACCACUGGCGCCAGACACCGUCUACCACAGUUGUUGCAUCCAAAUCUAACAAGAAACGCAAACAUCCACGUCGAGUAAUCAUGGACACUUGGACGAUCGACAAUACUCGAGCGAAUAAAAACAGACAAACUGAUCGUCUUUCGUGCCAUAUGUAGAUUUUAAGACCUUGAUAAUUAAGAUUUUGAUUAGUACUACAAAACUAUAUGAGAUAAAAUAACACUAUAUUAAAUCGGAACAGAAUAUAUUCAUUAGUUUGAGUUUAAUCAGAGUGUUCGCUGCACACGUCAAUACUAGGAAAUUGUAUCACGUUUAAUGCAUAGCCGUGUGAUUACUUAUGCACC
Messenger RNA from Myzus persicae (green peach aphid), 1919 nucleotides. Its product is annotated as pickpocket protein 19-like. The record is from RefSeq and is a predicted model, not a curated record. Gene Ontology annotation, molecular function: ligand-gated sodium channel activity. Bases 12 to 1733 code for a protein of 573 amino acids. Gene Ontology annotation, cellular component: membrane. Lineage: Eukaryota; Metazoa; Arthropoda; Insecta; Hemiptera; Aphididae. Gene Ontology annotation, biological process: sodium ion transmembrane transport. The transcript has 11 exons.